UCCUCAAGGUUGGACCAGAGACACCGCACCAACGCAAACCCUCACCACUCUCUCCUCCGUCUCGCACCAUUCCCUCGCCGCCGGCGCCGCCGCCGCCAUGCUCCGGCUCCAUCGCGGCGUUCUCGCCCAGGUCCUCUCGUCUCUCUCCGCCUCUCCCGUAUCCCCUCUCCACCGCCUCAUCUCCGCCGCCGCGCCCGCCAUUUCCCCAAACCCUAGCUUCUCUGUCGAGGAGUAUCUCGUCUCCACCUGUGGCCUCACCCGACCUCAGGCCCUCAAGGCCUCCCCGAAGCUCUCCCACCUCAAGUCCCCCGACAAGCCCGACGCCGUCCUCGCCUUCCUCGCCGGCAUCGGCCUCUCCGCCGCCGACGUCGCUGCCGUCGUCGCCAAGGACCCGCAGUUACUCUGCGCCGGCGUGGAGAGCAUCCUGGCCCCCAACGUCGCCGCGCUCGCCGGCGUCGGGCUCUCGCGUUCCGACAUCGCGCGCCUCUUCUCGCUCGGCCGCUCCCAAUUCCGUAGCAGAGCCAUGGCAUCCACUCUACACUACUACCUGCACCUCUUCGGCUCCCUUGAGAACCUCCUCCGGGCGCUCAAGUAUGGUUCCCUUCUCUCCUCCGACAUCGAGGGUGUGGUCAAGCCCAAUGUCGCGUUCCUGCAGGAGUGCGGGCUAGCUACUUGUGAUAUUGCCAAGCUUUGUAUCUCCUGGCGAUAUCUGCUCCAAACCAACCCGGAUCGCCUACGGGAAAUGGUGGCAUGCGCCGAAGGUCUAGGUGUGCCCCGUGGAUCCCCGAUGUUCAGACAUGCGCUACGUGCUGUUGCAUUCCUCAGCGAGGAGAAACUCACCACCAAGCUAGAGCACUUGAAGAAAAUGUUCAGGUUGUCAGAUGCCGAGGUGGGCAUUGUUAUUUCUAAGGCUCCAGCAGUGCUGCUGAAGACUAAAGAAUCGCUGCAGCGCAGGUCCGAGUUCCUCAUGUCCGAGGUGGGCUUGGAACCGACAUACAUUGCUUAUCGGCCAGCAAUGCUCAUGUACAGCUUGGAGGGCAGGAUCAGACCCCGAUACUACGUUGUAAAGUUUCUCAAGCAAAAUGGAUUGAUAGAUCAUGACCGGGACUUCUUUAAUACAGUCAUGGUCAGCGAGAAGGUAUUUAUGGAAAGGUUCAUAUGCCCUCACAAGAAAGCUGCACCGCAUCUCGCUGAAGACUACGCAACUGCUUGCAGAGGGGAAGUUCCUGCCAGAUUCAGUUUUACGUGAACCAAGACCGGUAUGAAAAUUGGUAUGUAGAUUAUGUCAUUCAGUACAAAAGGAAAAAUCGCACUGGUAUGCACUUGUUCUUAUUCGUGUCAUAUUGUCAGUUUGACACACAUAUUGGAACUAAGAGAGUGAGAUCAGGGCAUCCUGCAAAUUCUUUGAAGUAUCGAUGAGUAGUAUUUCUGCACACUCCGUGUCUUUGUCUUCUGAAAUGGCUAUUGCAGUUUUCAAUGCAAUCGUCCAUCUACCCUUCAUGAAAGAAUGUUCCCAUUUGGCCAUCAAAAUGAUAUGAAGUCUCAAACUUCCCUGGGAGCAGUGUUUCUGUUUCUGACUAGUAGUUUGUAUCAGUUUUUGUUUAUUUGUCUCUUGUAGUUUUGGAUGGCCUCCUGGGUGAUAUUUUUCUAGGGGAAUGUGAUCUCGAAACUGAAUAGUUGAGUAGUAGGCUAGUAGCAUUUAUGUUGAAAGCCUAUUUAUAUAUCAGUAUGUAAACAGAAAUUUCUAAUGCCCUGGUAUUUGUACUGGAGAAGCAAAUUGAUGCGUGUAUACCAUGGUGCUGAAAAACAGAGAACAUUUCAUAUAACA
Triticum aestivum (bread wheat) is the source of this 1828-nucleotide messenger RNA. RefSeq names its product transcription termination factor MTERF4, chloroplastic. Bases 98 to 1249 code for a protein of 383 amino acids. The record is from RefSeq and is a predicted model, not a curated record. Gene Ontology annotation, molecular function: double-stranded DNA binding. Gene Ontology annotation, biological process: regulation of DNA-templated transcription. The transcript has a single exon. NCBI's taxonomy places the organism in Eukaryota, Viridiplantae, Streptophyta, Magnoliopsida, Poales, Poaceae.